CCUACAACCAACUCAUUUUCUACCAAACAAACAAACACACACCAGCAUUAGUUAACAGACUUGGAUUCAACCUCAAGCAAUAACAGCUCCUCUUUCCCCAUCUCAUGUCGGCACCCACCUUCCCUUUCACCACUCCACACCAAACAAGAAAAAACUCAAAAUCUCUCUAGUCAAAUCCCACACUGAAAAUCACAAGACCCCUAAAAAACUCAAGCUGAUUGUGUGUAUCUGUGUGUGUUUUUUUCUUCUUGUUCUUCAUUUCGUUUUUCCCUUUGUUCUUGUGGGAUUUCAACUUGGAACUCAGAAAUUGAAUUAAAUUUUGCACCCCACAAGAAAAAAUUCAGAAAUGCAAGUCCAAGAUCGCAACUUUCCGCCGGCGGAUUCCCCCAAAACCCACAAGUCUCAAUCCAGGGCCAAACCCUUUUCGAUUCACUCCAAGAAUCUCGAUUUCUCCACAUGGGCCUCCGAGAAUCUGUACAAAAUCCUGACGAUUCUGCUCCUGAUCGCCACCGUCGCCGCCCUCUUCUUCCUCCGGAACUACUCCACUGGCGGCGGGGACGCGGCGGCGCUGCUCUGCCUCCAGUCCGCCCAGUCGCACUCAGUCCACCCCAAGCUCCCUAAGGUAAUUUGGAACUCGAUCGACCGCAUUGUUGAUAAAACGACGCCGUAUUCCAGCUUCCGAUCAGAGAAAUGGAUCGUUGUCUCAAUUUCGGAUUAUCCAUCUGAUGUUUUGAGAAAAAUGACUAAGCUGAAAGGAUGGCAAGUGCUCGCGAUUGGGAAUUCCAAGACUCCAAAAGACUGGAAUUUGAAAGGCGCUAUAUAUCUAUCCUUGGACGUGCAAGCUCAACUGGGAUUUAGGGUAACAGACUACUUGCCUUACGAUUCAUAUAUCCGAAAAACCGUCGGCUAUCUAUUUGCUAUUCAACACGGUGCGCAAAAAAUCUACGACGUGGAUGAUCGAGGUGAAGUAAUCGACGAUGACAUCAGCAAGCAUUUUGAUGUCGAGCUGAUUGGCGAGAGUGCUCGACAGGAAGUCAUUUUACAGUACAGCCAUGAAAAUCCCAAUCGAACAGUCGUGAACCCAUACAUACAUUUCGGGCAGAGGACCGUUUGGCCGAGAGGACUGCCGUUAGAAAAUGUGGGUGAAAUCGAGCACGAAGAGUUCUACACCGAGGUUUUCGGAGGCAAACAGUUCAUCCAGCAAGGAAUCUCGAACGGCUUGCCAGAUGUCGACUCGGUUUUCUACUUCACCAGGAAAGCCAGUUUAGACUCGUUCGAUAUCAGAUUUGACGAUAAUGCCCCUAAGGUCGCAUUGCCUCAGGGAACAAUGGUCCCGGUUAACUCAUUCAACACGAUUUUCCACUCUUCGGCAUUUUGGGGUCUAAUGCUGCCUGUCUCGGUUAGCACUAUGGCUUCGGAUAUUUUGAGGGGUUAUUGGGCUCAGAGGAUUUUAUGGGAAAUCGGGGGGUAUGUAGUGGUUUACCCUCCAACUGUUCAUAGGCAUGAUAAAAUCGAGGGGUACCCUUUUUCGGACGAAAAGGACCUUCACGUGAAUGUUGGCCGGCUGAUUAAUUUCUUAGUCGAGUGGAGAUCGAACGAGAAGCAUCGACUGUUCGAGAAAAUAUUAGAAUUAAGCCACGUUAUGGCCGAAGAAGGGUUUUGGACUGAAAAAGAUGUACUUUUUACGGCCGCUUGGCUUCAAGAUUUGCUUGCUGUCGGUUAUCAGCAGCCUCGUUUGAUGUCUUUAGAAUUGGAUCGGCCGAGGGCUGCGAUCGGGCACGGGGACCGAAAAGAGUUUGUGCCUCAAAAACUCCCGUCAGUUCAUUUAGGUGUGGAGGAAAUCGGGACCGUUAAUUAUGAGAUUGGGGAUUUGAUAAGGUGGAGGAAGAAUUUCGGUAAUGUUGUGCUCGUGAUGUUUUGUGGUGGGCCCGUCGAGCGAACGGCUCUGGAGUGGAGAUUGUUGUACGGGAGGAUAUUCAAGACGGUUAUUAUGUUGUCCGAGGGGAAAAACGAUGAUCUCGUCGUGGAAGAAGGGCGGUUGGACUAUAUUUACAAGUAUUUGCCUAAAUAUUUUGAAAGAUACACCAGUGCAGAAGGCUUUCUAUUUCUAAAAGACGAUACUGUCCUCAACUACUGGAACUUGCUCCAUGCUGACAAAUCUAAGCUCUGGAUAACAAAUAAGGUAUCAAAAUCUUGGAUGAGCAUUUCAACUGCCGGCAAUGAUUGGUUUGCCAAGCAAGCUGAGAAUGUGAAGAAAGUAGUCUCUACAAUGCCAGCUCAUUUUCAAGUCAACUAUAAAGAAAGCGUAAAAAAAGAUCAACAAGAAAAUCUCAUAAUGUGCAAUUCGGAAGUUUUUUACAUCCCUCGGCAUUUGGCACCCGAUUUUACUGACCUUGUUAGUCUAGUGGGAGAACUCGAUAUUCACCACAAGAUCGCUAUACCAAUGUUCUUUUUGGCCAUGGAUUCGCCUCAGAAUUUCGACGGGGUUUUUGAUAAAAUGAAAUAUAAGCAAAAGCUACAAAGUAAUUCUAGCUCGUUUUAUUCGGCUGAUGUCCCAGCUGUUCACCCCUGGAAUGUGUCUAGCGAGCAAGAUUUUAUAAAGCUUGUGAGAUUAAUGGCGGCAGGUGAUCCUCUGUUGCUGGAGCUAGUUUGAUGAUUUAUAUAAAACAUGAAGACAAGUUUGAGUCGUGAGGCCUCGAAGAGGUCGAAUUGAAUCGAGCAAUGCGAACUGAAAACUUUUGAUGUGUACUAUUCUUUGGAGGAGAGUGAAUUCCUUAUGUAGAAAACUUUUUUUUUUUUUUUUCCUUUUAUUUGCUUUUUCUUGUUAAUCUUCUUGUGGGAUUCUAUCUUUUUUAUUUUUAUUAUUUCCUGGUUGUAGAUUUUGCACAGAGACAGAUUGUGGAGAAGUAAGUUUUGUUUUUCUUUCACCUUUGGAUACUGGAAUUGAAGUAAAUUUUGCAUAAUGCUAAAGAUAAUUUAUUGUUUCUAAGGAUAAUACAUUUGACCAAGCAAAUUUGAUGAGUGUGUUGUUAAGGCUUGU
This is a messenger RNA of Striga asiatica, 3040 nucleotides long. NCBI's taxonomy places the organism in Eukaryota, Viridiplantae, Streptophyta, Magnoliopsida, Lamiales, Orobanchaceae. The record is from the annotation of a GenBank genome assembly.